This is a messenger RNA of Auanema sp. JU1783, 2358 nucleotides long. NCBI's taxonomy places the organism in Eukaryota, Metazoa, Nematoda, Chromadorea, Rhabditida, Rhabditidae. The record is from the annotation of a GenBank genome assembly.
AUGUCCAUAUCGGGUCAUUUGAGUGACACUACUGGCCCACCUAGUACCUCAUUAGGCUUCGAUGCUCGCAAUUUGGAAAUUAAAACCAAUUCUAUAGAGAGGACUUUGAUACCUUUAGUUUCUCAGAUUACAACAUUAGUCAACUUCAAGGAAAGUUAUCUACACAAUGGAAAACCCAAGUCGGAGCGGGCCCUUCGAGCGGCACUGAAAGUUGGCAGUGCAGUAGAGGCAGCAAUAGAACGAUUUGUGGCCGUAGGAGAAACAAUAGCUGAUGAGAAUCCAGAUAUACAGCCGGAAAUGUUUGACGCUUGCCAUGAAGCCAGGCUAGCUGGCUCUUCAAUUGCUAACCUUUCUUGCUGUUCUUCCACUGAAGAUGCUCCCCUCUUGGAUAAAGCUGUACUUGUACGAGCAAGCAGACAACUCCUCAGUUCUGUUACACGGGUUCUUCUGUUGGCGGACAGAGUGAUGGUAAAAGAAAUUCUACGGGCGGAAGAUAAGGUAGCCUAUUCUCUCAGUCGACUUGAGGCAACUCGUGAUUUUACUGAAUUCGUAAAAAUAUUUGCCGAGUUUGGUGGAGAGAUGGUCGACUUAGCACACAGAUCUGGAGAUAGGCAACAUGACUUGAAGAGUGAGAAGAGAAGAGCACAGAUGUCAAUCGCUCGUACAUUGCUUGAACGGCUUACUAUGCUUUUGCUUACAUCGUCUAAAACACUGCUACGUCAUCCUGAUUUGGAUUCAGCUCUUCAAUGUCGCGAUGGCGUUUUUGAUCAAAUCCGAAUCGCAUUGCAACUCAUCAGCAUUUGCGUAUGUGAUGGCGUUUUCCCAAUGGAAUCAGCUCGUUAUGCUCAAUCUACUAGUGAUGAACCUCUAGAUAUUGGUAUCCAGUUGACUGCUUCAGCUGCUACAAGACAACUAACUGAAAUGCUUGAGAUGGUGCGAAUGACUUCUAGAGUAGGAGUUGGAGUUCGGGAACGUUUAAUUUCGGCUUUGGAUGCUCUUUGUGAAAUGACCCAAGACUUCACAGAUUCGGCGUAUACACCUCAUCACCAUCGUGAACAAGUUCUUGAUUUCUUAGAAGAAUGUAGAUUUGAAAUGACUAACCUCAUACAACCAGAGGAUAACACUGAUGCGAUUCGCACGGAUGGUUUAGAUGUCACAGUUGAACGUCUUAAUCGUCGUUUGAAAGACUUGUCGAAGCAAUUGCAAAUAGUAGCUAUGGAUCAACUGGCUGAAGUGUUGAGGACCAAUGAAGACCAAGUUUUAAUGUCAUCUAUAAAGGCUUGUGCCGUUUCUGGAGAUAUUGAUGGAGUUGAGAAGUAUUUGGAUAAAUUCAGAGAGCAUGCGGAGCAUAUGCAAGAAGUUAGUCGACUGCUACACCACAUUUCAAUAACUGAUGCCUUGCAUGUUAUGACUGGUCAUUGCGAACGAAAUAUGCGCCAUUUAGCCCCUUUGGCCUUAUUAGCUGGAAGGACGCUAUGUGUACACCCCUCUAGUCGAAUAGCCCGUGAGAAUUUAGAAGUAUUUUGUGAUACUUGGGGACAAUGCAUAAAUGAUCUAUCACGUUUAUCAAAGGAGGCAGAUGCAGCAUUAAAUGGACGUUUAGCUGCUGAGAAGCAAGCAUAUAUGUCUCUUCCUAGACCAGGGAAACAUGGAACCACGCAUAAACCAUCAAAACCAAUCACUCUGGAUGUUGAAGACCAACAAAAAAUGGCCAAAGUUGGGCUCGAGAUGAAGCUUCUGACUUCUGAAGUCGAUGCGGAAGCAGAGAAAUGGGACGAGUACGCAGAAAAUGAUAUCGUUAAGAGAGCAAAGGCAAUGUCUUCUAUGGCUUACAACAUGUACUUGUUCACUAGAGGAGAUGGUCCUUUGAAAACGACCCACGAUCUCUUUACUCAGGCAGAAUUUUUCGCUGAACAAGCUAAUAAAAUGUAUAAAACAGUUCGAGAAUUCAGCUAUGAGGUUCCUGGAUCAGCGGAGAAGAGUGAGCUAUCUGCCAUUCUAGAAAGAAUCCCUGUGCAUUGUCAGCAGCUACAGGUUAUGGUGAAAAGUCCAACAGUUGGCAAGACUGCCACAUUCGGAAAAGUGGAUUCUGUAAUACAAGAAACGAAGAAUCUUAUGAACGAAAUUGCCAAGCUAGUGACUGCCUCUUUCGUCUGCGCAACUAAGUUUGAUAAAGUCGAAAUUACGAAAUCGAAUUCCGAGGCGGGUCGGUCCCUCGCGGCGAUCCUGAAUCGCAAUCGCGGGCGAGCCGCGACUCCUCCUUGUGGAGACGUACUCCCAGUAUUCGCCGUACCGCCCAAGCAAGUCCCGCUCUCUUCUGCUCCAACAACUUAUAGUAAAAUAAUUAAAGGAUUAUAG